CCUGCCCGGCGGCCACCAUGCGCUGCUCUCUCCGCCGCUGUGUCUGGACUGGGAUGGCUUCCGCCCUCCUGGUCUUCUUCCUCAGAAUAUUCACCGAGGAGACCGAGAACCCCUUGCUGGAGGAGAAGAGGCAUUUGGCUUGGCUACUGAUGCAGCGACAACUCAACGCCAGUGGCCACCUGACUGCCUUCCAAGAACUCUCUAACGACUCCGGCCUCCUCAACGUGUCUUUCCACUACCUGGCUGGAGCCCCGCCACCUGUCAAAAAGUUGCUGACCGUGGGGCUUUCGUCAGUGCGCCGCCCCCGAGGCAGUUAUCUGCUGGACACCCUGGACUCCGUGUUCCGACGCUCCUCCGCAGCCGAGCUGAGGGACAUGCUGGUCGUGGUGCACCUGGCCGAUCCCGACCCCCGCUGGAUCCGCCGGACGGUCAACGCCUUGGCCGGUCGCUUUGCCUCCCAGCUGCUGGCGGGGCAGCUUCUGGUCGUCCACGCCCCGCCCGCCGCCUACCCGCCGCUGCGGGGCCUGAAGCGGAACUUCGGCGACGCUCCGGACCGGGUGACCUUCCGCUCCAAGCAGAACGUGGACUACGCCUUCCUCGUGAGUUGCGCCGCCAACCUCUCCCACUACUUCCUCAUGAUCGAGGACGACGUCCACUGCGCCCGGCACUUCCUCACCUCCGUCCGCCGGGCCAUCGAGGCACACCGGGACACCCCCUGGGUCACCCUGGAGUUCUCCAAGCUGGGCUACAUCGGCAAGCUCUACCGCUCCGGCGACCUGCCUCGCCUCGCCCGCUUCCUCCUCCUCUUCUACCAGGAGAUGCCCUGCGACUGGCUCCUCAACCACUUCCGCCUGCUGUUGGCCCAGAAGGAUCCCAUCCGCCUCAGCCCCUCCCUCUUCCAGCACAUGGGCACCUACUCCUCGUUCCGGGGCACCUUCAACAAGUUAAAAGACGACGAGUUCCACGACGGCGGCCGGGGCGCCGGCAACCCCCUCGCAACCUUCUCCACGGACAUGACCGUCUACAAGGGCUUCACCCCCGAGCAGGCCUACGCCCCGGGGGACGGCUUCUUCUGGGCCCACCCCGUGCUGGCCGGCAGCCACCUGACCGUGGUGUUCUUGCAGUCGGCCCACGUGCGCCAGCUGCGGGUGGUGACGGGCACCGCCCAAGAGAAGAAGGACUGGCUGAGGGCGGGCCGGGUGGAGCUGGGCCACCGGCUCGAUGGGGAGGGCCGAGACUGCUCCGAUUACCAGCCGCUGGGGCCGCUGCUGGACGGCCAGCUGACCUGGGAGGAGCCGGCCGGCGGAGGGGGACGGGAGGUGAGGUGCGUGAGGCUGGUGGCUCUGCAGGAGCAGCAGGAUUGGCUCAUCGUGAGGCACUUCGACGUGUGGACCGAGGACGACGACCGGUGAGGCUCCCAGCGCAAGGGGCCGGGAGGCGGCACACCCAUUCCCGGGCCCUAAACACUGGGAGGUAAAAUCUCGGAACGGUUCGAGGAGGAAAGGGAGUUCAGACGACCCUGAACACCCUGGGACCUCGGAGGGACCUCAAGGAAGCACCAGGAGAGGUUCCGACACUCGGUUUCUCGGCCCGGGCUCUGUGACCUAGGCAGCCCGUCCCAGGCUCUGAGCCCCGAAGACCCGCUACGGCCUCGGGAGUUUGCAGGUCACGAGCUCCCCGGCUUCUGUCAGUUGCAACAUCCCGCUCGGCUUCGGAGGAGGCCGCCGGGCUCCUGUUUCUACCGUGGCCCUGGGGCCUUGGGAGGAGAGGACUGUGUUCAUUCACAGCCACGGGGAAGCCAGGCUUCGUCAGGAACAAGCAGGGAAAAUGAGUCACUCGAGGUCAGGCCCCACCUUGGACCUGUCAGUGACGGGACGGAUUCCCCAAAAGGAACAGCACCCUUAUGGACAGUCAGCCAGUCGGUGGGUCAAUAGAUCGUAUUUAUUGAGUGUUUA
This is a messenger RNA of Ornithorhynchus anatinus (platypus), 1955 nucleotides long. Its product is annotated as alpha-1,6-mannosyl-glycoprotein 4-beta-N-acetylglucosaminyltransferase-like. The coding region runs from base 18 to 1412 and encodes 464 amino acids. The record is from RefSeq and is a predicted model, not a curated record. Gene Ontology annotation, biological process: protein N-linked glycosylation. Lineage: Eukaryota; Metazoa; Chordata; Mammalia; Monotremata; Ornithorhynchidae. The transcript has 3 exons. Gene Ontology annotation, molecular function: acetylglucosaminyltransferase activity.